AUGACGGGUUUGGAGGAAGCGCUGGAGCACGCUGGUGGGAACGGCAAAGCCGACUCGGGUAUUUCGAUUCAGACCUUUCUAGCGUCGCUGGCGACGGCUACUGUCGUUUUCGUGGUCGAGUUUCUGCUCUUUCUACUACUGAAAGGCAAAUUGACCCGCAUAUAUCAGCCGCGAACUUAUCUAGUUCCAGAUCGAGAACGAACCGAGCCAUCACCACCGGGCCUCUUUCGUUGGAUUGGCCCGGUGUUUCGAACUUCCAGCUCAGAAUUUAUCCAGAAAUGCGGUCUAGACGCAUACUUCUUUCUGCGCUAUCUGCGCAUGUUACUUAAGAUCUUCGUCCCUCUCGGGCUGAUGAUUAUACCCGUCCUGAUUCCAAUCAACCGUGUUGGUGGGAAGGGCACAAGUCGUAAAAAUGCGACGGACUCAUCGUCUUCAUGGGACGUGACUGGCUUGGACCAGCUGGCCUGGGGAAACGUUAAACCCGAGCAUACUAGUCGGUAUUGGGCUCACCUUGUCAUGGCGGUUCUCGUCAUCGUCUAUGUCUGCGCCAUUUUUUUCGAUGAAUUGCGAGGCUAUAUCCGCUUACGACAGGCUUAUAUGACCUCCCCGCAACAUCGACUUCGUGCAUCGGCGACCACCGUGUUAGUUACGGCUAUUCCGCCUGGUUGGCAUGACGUUGACUCCCUCGAUUCUCUCUUCGACGUCUUCCCUGGUGGAGUUCGAAACAUUUGGAUCAAUCGCAAUUUUGAUGACUUGAACGAAAAAGUCAAAGCGCGACAGAAACUCGCGCUCACACUUGAAUCCGCCGAGACGGAACUUAUCUCCAAGUGCAAAAAGGCCGCGCUGAAGAAAGUGAAGGCCGAGGCAAAAGAAUCCGGGAAGAGCAAAUCCAAGGCUGAGGUUAAAGAAAAGAUAGCCACUGACCAGCGUGCGGCUGAAGUUGCGCUGGGACCCGGUGUCAGUUCUGGUGAUCCCCAUCAGGCGCACACGCUACGCGACGUUCUUCACCGACAACCCGACAACCACAAUCGAAACACGUCUGAUGAAUCGAGGACCGGCGUAGUGUUUCCACUCGCAGCCGUUGGUGCUGUUGGCCAAGGUGUCGGCAAACUGGGGAAGUCGGUGCUGGGCGGCCUCAAGAAGGUUGAAGUUGGGUUUGACAGCACUUUAACACGGACGGGCGGCUACGUCGACACUAUGGAGGACACGGUGCCACCUCGAACCGGCACCAAGCCGCCAAAUAAUGAAGAUUUCCACAUCAAUGAAUUUUCUCUUGAACGUCCUUCCUCCGCCAUGAAGCUUCCUACUCCCGAGCCCCCAACUGCCAGCUCUGUGUGUCAAGAUACGAAGCAGGCACCGAGGCGUCCGUCUUGGAAGCAGCGGCUAUCUUCCCACACCUCGAAAUGUUCUGCGCCAGAAGCCGAUGAGUAUCCUCUUACUGGUCCCGAUACACCUGUCGAUAAUGGACCCCGUCGUGAAUCGGCCAAGUCAUCUAAGAAGGCUGAUAAGAAGAAAGACAAUCGGAAAAGUCUCAAAGAGGGUGAUAAAGUGGAAGGAGAGCAAUAUCCUGUCGCUUACAAUGAGGACUUUGACAACGAAGACUACGGGGAGCCGAUGUGGCAGAGGUACAUUCGCCAGAAAGACCGAGACACUCAUCGCCUUCCUAUCUUUGGGUGGAGUUGGAUGCCUUCGCUCUGGCUCAUCGGGAAAAAAGUUGAUACAAUUGACUACUGUCGCAAGGAGCUUGCUAGGCUAAAUCUCGAGAUCGAGGUCGAUCAGCAGCACCCGGAACGAUUCCCGCUGAUGAACUCGGCAUUCAUCCAGUUCAACCACCAAGUCGCUGCACACAUGGCAUGUCAGUCCGUUGCUCACCAUCUGCCUAAACAAAUGGCACCCCGGGUUGUCGAAAUCUCUCCCGACGACGUCAUCUGGGACAACAUGUCUAUCAAGUGGUGGGAACGCUAUCUGCGCACCUUCGGUAUCAUCACCCUGGUUUGUGCCAUGGUUGUUGGAUGGGCAUUCCCUGUUGCCUUCACUGGCCUUCUUUCUCAGUUGACAUACCUAGAAGGGGCGUUUCCAUUCCUGGCUUGGAUCAGCAAGCUGCCGAAAUGGUUUAUAUCUGCUGUUCAGGGUAUUCUACCCGCGGCUUGUUUGGCCAUCCUGAUGGCACUCCUACCCUUGACCCUUCGUUUUCUGUGUCGUACUCAGGGUCUGCACACGGGUAUGGAAAUUGAACUGACAGUUCAGAACUACUAUUUUGCAUUUUUGUUUGUCCAGUUGUUCUUGGUUGUCACGAUUGCAUCCAGUUUCAGUACUAUCAUCGACAAUAUCACUAAUGUGACCAGCUGGCCGGAAAUGUUGGCCAACAAUAUCCCCAAGUCAAGCAACUACUUCUUCUCCUACAUGAUUCUUCAGGCUAUGUCUGUGAGUGCCGGUGCGCUUGUGCAGAUUGUUCAUCUGAUCAGCUGGUUUAUUCUCGCUCCCAUCCUGGACAAAACUGCUCGGAAGAAAUGGGCUCGGACGACCAACCUCAAUCAAAUGCAUUGGGGUACUUUCUUCCCCAUGUACACGACGCUUGCCUCUGUUGGUUUAAUCUACUCCGUGGUUGCGCCCUUAAUUCUUGUGUUUAAUAUCAUCACAUUCAGCUUGUUCUGGUUCGUUUAUCGCUACAACACGCUCUACGUUACAAAGUUCCGCUUCGACACCGGCGGUCUUCUAUUUCCUCGUGCCAUCAAUCAGCUCUUCACUGGAUUGUAUGUUAUGGAAUUGUGUCUGAUCGGCCUCUUCUUCCUGGUCGAGAAUGAGAAAGGUGAAGUGGCCUGCAAAGGCCAGGCCAUUAUCAUGAUUGUCGUUACGGUUUUGACCAUCGGAUACCAAAUCCUUCUUACCGACGCAUUCGGACCUUUAAUUCGGUAUCUGCCUAUCACCUUGGAAGAAGCAGCCGUUCGCCGUGACGCAGAGUUUGAGCGUGCUCAACACGCCCGGCUUGGACUCGCCAUUGACGAUGGUGAAGAAGAGGAUGAUCGUCUCGAGAGCCGCCUCGCCAAACAAGAACAGCAAGAACACAACCAGGGCCAGGAUGAAGAUGAGCGUGGUCGAGAUAUUGAGUUGAACAACUUGGAGACCGAUCGAAGGGCUCAGCUGAAUCGCAACAACUCAAGUGGCCUACUUUCGACGCCCCGAAGUGGCACCAAGCGACCUUCGUGGGCCGAUCGCUCCCCAAAUCGAAAGUCCAAGUUCUUUGGUGUCAAUUCAGCCGGCGCCAGCCCAACUAUCCAAGCCCUGCGCGAGAAGAUGGCACAGGACACGGAGGCCCAAGGGCCUCCUACCAACGCAGUCGGCCAUGCCCUAUUUGCAGGCAUUCAUGAUGAACUGGAGGAUUUGACACCAGAUGAACGUGACCAAUUGGUGCAACGUGCCUUCCAACACGAAGCUCUCCGUGCCAAGCGCCCAGUCAUCUGGAUUCCUCGUGAUGAUUUAGGAGUCAGUGACGACGAGAUCUACCGGACACAGCGUUUCAGCAAGCACAUCUGGGUGAGUAACGAGUACCAAGCCCUGGACGGCAAAUGCCGCACGAUCUUCAGUCGCAGUCCGCCAGAUUUCUCCGAGAUAGACUUGAUUCAGUUGUGA
Penicillium atrosanguineum is the source of this 3630-nucleotide messenger RNA. Its product is annotated as putative DUF221 domain protein. The record is from RefSeq and is a predicted model, not a curated record. NCBI's taxonomy places the organism in Eukaryota, Fungi, Ascomycota, Eurotiomycetes, Eurotiales, Aspergillaceae. Gene Ontology annotation, molecular function: calcium-activated cation channel activity. Bases 1 to 3630 code for a protein of 1209 amino acids. The transcript has 3 exons. Gene Ontology annotation, cellular component: plasma membrane.